This is a messenger RNA of Monopterus albus (swamp eel), 4191 nucleotides long. RefSeq names its product zinc finger protein 646 (gene znf646). The record is from RefSeq and is a predicted model, not a curated record. The annotation marks the transcript as partial. Gene Ontology annotation, molecular function: DNA-binding transcription factor activity, RNA polymerase II-specific; RNA polymerase II cis-regulatory region sequence-specific DNA binding. The transcript is spliced from 4 exons. Gene Ontology annotation, biological process: regulation of DNA-templated transcription. Lineage: Eukaryota; Metazoa; Chordata; Actinopteri; Synbranchiformes; Synbranchidae.
UUGUCCUUUACAUAAAAUUAACCUCUUUAAAAAUAAUGCAUGGAAAUAAAUCUUCGGAGACUUGUGCUGAAUCAGUAUUGCUCCCAGUUUGCCUGCAUCUGCUAAACUCAAGUCAUUAUCCUGACUGUGGGGAACUGCUUCUCAACAUCCACUGCCGUGUUACCUCUUUGGACACUCCUCUGACCCUACUGUAUACAAAGAAGAACGGCAUCUAAUUUCCCCCUGCAUAUUCAUACACCCUUGUCUGGUGCACUUAAUCAUUAUCUUCUAAUGGCAGAGCAAGACCUUGGCAGGACAACAGGUUUUCCUUGCAAACAGUGUGGCAUGCUGUAUCCCAAUAUGCCCAGUCUGCUUGAGCACAUGGAUGCUCACCUUCAGCAAGAGGACGAACGCAAAUUUAAAUGUGAUGAAUGUGGACGUGGCUAUAGGCAUGCAGGUAGCCUAGCUAACCACAAAAAGACUCACAAUGUGGGUUCUUUUCAAUGCAACAUAUGUGGUAAAGAAAACUCUAAUGCUUUGGCCUUGAAGAGUCAUCUCCGUAGCCACACAUCACUGAAAAAGUAUUCCUGUGUAGAAUGUGGGAAGUCUUUUCGUCUGGCAACACAGCUGGCUACACAUGAAAGAGUUCAUCUUGCCAGGCGAGCAAAGGAGCAGUCAUACAAGAAAGUAGACAUGGAAUAUUUCACACGUGAAAUUGAACAUAAUCACCCACGUGAUCUCAGUGAGCAUUCGGCCAGUGUUGGGAUUUCUCCAGAUAAUAGCCCAGCUGAGAACACGGCAGAGGUUGUUUAUAAUGUACAAGCUGAGACCUCAGAUGAUGCAGCAAAUCGACCAUUCAGAUGUGAUUUGUGUGACAAAUCAUACAUACACCAUCGAAGCCUGACUAAUCAUAAAAAGACUCACCAAGUGGGAAUGUUUGAGUGCACAGUCUGUUUUAAACUGUUCAAUAACAUGGCUGCUCUCUACAGCCACCAGAGAACUCACAAGGCAAGAAGUGGGACAGACCCUGGUUUAAUGGGAGGGUCAUACACAGGUGCACCACUAGAGCAGUUUUCACCUCGGAGCCAGAAUGCUCCUAUAAAUUUUUGCCAUUUGUGCCAGGUACUACUCCCCAAUGAUGAAGAGUUCCAGCAACACAUCCAAAUGCAUAACUCUUCAUCUGUGCCAUUUGGGCUUCAAGAUGCCUUGUCAGAGAACCAUAAUAUAUCAUAUGACAACAGUGUUGCUUCUCCUGAGUCUAACUUUUAUGCAUCUCCUGUAAAUAAUGUUCCUUCAGUAUCAUCAAUAGAUAGUCAUGGGGGUUUUGAUCAGCCAGAGGUGCAAUUUAGAAGUAACGAUCAUCUGUACUCAGACUGCUCCAGUAAUCAAAUGACAUCAUCCAAUAGCACUCAGGGAGAACCCCCAGUCAUAGACGUGAGUAUUCUCAGUCCUGCUCUGACGCACACACAGACCACUGAUAAUGCAACUGAAAUGGAAGAGACUACAACUGUAGAGUCUGACGAGCGUCCCUUCAAGUGUCAGAUCUGUGGUAAAAGCUACCGGCACUCUGGAAGCCUCAUUAACCACAAAAGGUCACAUCAGGUUGGGAUUUACCAGUGUUACAUCUGCAGAAAGAGUUACCCUCAUCUGGCUGCCCUCAAAAGUCAUCUUCGUCUCCACAAAGCUCAGCCGUCAUGUUUUAGCCUCAACACAGAGGGAGACUGGCUCUCCUCUGAGCCUCUGACUCUGGAUAACCAGCAGGGCUGCUUCUCCUCCCAAGACGAGGAGGACAGCACUCAUCCUGUGCUCAGUAUCGAUCAGGAGAAUGUAGUUGACCAUAGCAAUGGAGUGUUGUACCAUGAACAGUUUAAUCAGGACUUUUCCCAGGAUAUGACUGUGCAUCUACCUCACAAUGAACACCUAAUGCAGAGGCACAUGUGCGCAGACUGUGGUGAGACAUUUGCAGACAUUGCAGGAAUUAAGUCCCACAGUUGCCCACUGCUACAGCAGCAACAUGACACUACUAGCAGUGACUAUGACAGUAAUAUAAACUUUCAGGUCAGUAACGGUCAUUGUGCCAUUGGAAACCCAGAGAGCAACGUAGAGUUCCAUGGUCUGAAAGAUAGCCAUGACCAAAGUUACUUUGAACAGAAUUUCCAUGAAAAUGUGAACAGUGAUCACCUGAACAGUGGCAGGGAAGGUGAAGAGGAUGAUGAUGGAGAUCUUUAUCAGUGCUCUAUAUGUGGAAACAGCUACACCAGCAUGAGAGCUCUCAGGAGCCAUCUCCAAGGGCACACACGGUCUCAAGGUACUCCUGUGAGCUCAGGGCCUUCUUCUAUGUCCUCCCAUGAGGAAGUGAAAGAUGAUGAGCUAGGAGAGAUGAUGAUUUGUAGUACAUGUGGGGAAAGUUUUGCCAGUAGGCAGGACUUGAUCACCCAUCAGCUUCUCCACAAUAAGGACCAAGCAGAUAAUGUUAAUCCUAUACGUAUGAACAACGGUGAUGUAUCCGGGGGCAAGGAGGAAGCACAGAGUAUCAUCUGUGGCAGCUGUGGCAUCUUCUGCUCCAGCUACCAUCAUCUUGAGAACCAUGGCUGUGCAGUUGAGAGGAAGGAUGAGUCAGCACAUGGUAAAGAGGGAAUGAAAGUAGAAGAUGAUCUCCAGCAUGAAGACAUGAGUCAAAUCCAAGAAACGGGUGAUACCAAAGCUCGUCAGUACAAGUGUGACCAGUGUGGGCGGUCAUACAGACAUGCAGGCUCCCUUCUUAACCACAAAAAAUCUCACAAAACGGGUGUAUUCAGAUGCCUGGUUUGCCAGAAACGCUUCUACAACCUGCUGGCCCUCAAAAACCACCAGAGAUCCCACUUUGAUAUUAAGAGGCAUACUUGUCACGAGUGUGGGAAAGCCUUCAAAAUUCAGAAGCAGCUAUUGAACCACCUGAGAAGGCACAAAGAGAACCAAGCUAAAAUCCAGGAACUCAACAACCAGAUCCAGGCCCUGAUGCAGAUGAAUGGGACCAGGCCAGGUGGAGGAAUGCAGUCCUUAACAUCAGUUGCCAGCCAGGCUUUAACCUCUGCUCGACGUUGCAAGCAGCUGCCUGAAGGGAAGACAGGACAAACAGAGUCUGAGACCUUAGUCAAAUCAGAGGACACAGAUGAUCAGCGGCCUUUUGCCUGUGACCAGUGUGGGCGUACAUAUCGCCAUGCAGGAAGUCUGGUCAACCACAGAAACUCCCAUAAAAUUGGUGAAUAUUACUGUUCUGUUUGUAACAACACUUACUCCAAUCAAUUGGCAAUGAAGAACCACUUGCGCACUCACUUUACAUAUAAAAAACAUUCUUGCCAGAACUGUGGAAAAGGCUUUAGAGGAAAGAAACAGCUAUUAGUUCACGUCUGUGGAGACCUCAGAAAGGAUGGGGCCGCCAACAGGAGGGGCCUAAAGUCUAGGCCCUUUAAGUGUAAGCAGUGUAAGCAGGGCUUUUUCUCUGUUGACCAACUGGCAGCCCACACAUGUAAUGGACCUUCAGGCAGCGGUGAUGCACAAACAAAUAUGUCUCCAAAUAAAGAGGAACGGCCUUUCACAUGCAACAUAUGUAAUCGCAGCUACCGCCAUGCAGGCUCACUCCUGAACCACAAAAACACCCACAAGACAGGACACUUCACUUGCACCUUCUGCUCCAAGCCCUUCACGAAUCCCAUGGCUCUACGCAACCACACACGUAUCCAUACACAGAAGAAGAAGCACGUGUGCCUCACAUGCGGGAAGGCCUUCCGCCUCGCCAGUAUCUUGCACAACCACCAGAGGGUCCACAACCAGGUGUCAAGUCACCUCAGGUGUCCUGAAUGUGGGAAGGACUUCCAGGGCAAGUCUGGUCUGAAGAGGCACCGCUGCUGCAGAGUUCAGGAGAACUCAAAGAGAGCUGGAGGCCAGCAGCUGCAGAUGGGAGACAAGUGUUUCACGUGUGACCUGUGUGGACGCUCCUACCGCCACGCUGGCUCCCUCCUCAACCAUAAAAAGACGCACUCUGAAAACCUCCACCACUGUACCUUGUGUCUCCAGACAUUUCCUGAUCCUCUCACUUUACAGAUACACUCUCAGAUGAGGCGUCACUGCUGCCCAGAGUGUGGCAAGACCUUCUGUCUGGUCGCACACCUGCAGAACCACAUGGAGGUGCACUCAAAGGACAGGCUUGCUGGUCGCACCCCUGCAGACCCA